AUGGUGGGAGGAGCAUCAUCAGACUCUGAAGGUUGUUCCAGAGCCGAGGAGCUGCUGAGGAGAAAGACCUGCAAACAUCUUGGUGUGGAGAUGCUGUACAGGAGUCUGCACUCAGAGAAACUCAGACUCUUCUGUCUGGACCAUCAGCAGCCAGUGUGUCUCGUCUGCAGAGAUUCAGAAAAACACACCGGCCACAAAUUCAGACCCAUCGAUGAAGCUGCACAACAACACAAGAAGCAGCUUCAGGAAACUCUGGAGCCCUUGAAGAAGAAGUUACAGUGUUUUGAACGUGUUAAAGUAGAGUUUGAAAAAACAGCAGAACACAUUAAGGUCCAGGCCGGACUCACAGAGACGCAGAUCAAGGAGCAGUUUAAAAAGCUUCAUCAGUUUCUGGAGGAGGAAGAGGAGGCCAGGAUGGCUGCACUGAGGGAGGAAGAGGAGCAGAAGAGUCGGAUGAUGAAGGAGAAGAUUGAGGCUCUGAGCAGAGACAUAACGUCUCUUUCAGACACAAUCAGAACCACAGAGGACGAGCUGAGAGCUGAAGACGUCUCGUUCCUGCUCAACUACAAGGCUGCAGUGGAACGAGUCCAGCAGCGCCCCCUGCUGGAUGAUCCACAGCUGGCCUCAGGAGCUCUGAUAGACAAGGCCAAACAUCUGGGCAACCUGAGCUUCAACAUCUGGAACAAGAUGAAGGACAUGGUCUCCUACAGUCCUGUGGUUCUGGACCCAAACUCUGCUUAUCCAGGACUCGUCCUGUCUGAAGAUCUGACCAGUUUGAGACUAGGAGAGAGACAGAAGCUUCCUGACAAUCCAGAGAGGUUUGAUUAUUACCCCUCAGUCCUGGGAUCUAAGGGUUUUAACUCAGGGACUCACAGCUGGGACGUCCUGGUUGGAGACAGUACACACUGGGUCCUGGGUGUGGCAGCAGAGUCUGACCAGAGGAAGGGAAAGAAACUGUCAGAUGAAGAGUCUGAAUCAUGGGAAAUACAGCUCUAUGAAGGUAAAUACUCAGCAUGGUCACCAUCAGGAUCAUCUGUUCUCUCUGUGCAGAAGAUCCAGAGGAUCAGAGUGAACCUGGACUGGAACAGAGGAGAACUUUCGUUCUAUGAUCCUGAUACUAACAAACACAUUCACACCUUUUCACACACUUUCACUCAAAAGAUGUUUCCAUACUUUAGCAAUGCACAUUAUGAUCAUCCAGUGAAGCUGUUACCUGUUCAUGGGUCAAUGUAG
Molecule: messenger RNA, 1233 nt
Organism: Limanda limanda (common dab)
Lineage: Eukaryota; Metazoa; Chordata; Actinopteri; Pleuronectiformes; Pleuronectidae
Product: nuclear factor 7, brain-like
Exons: 3
Coding region: 1-1233 (410 amino acids)
Molecular function (GO): zinc ion binding; protein binding
Source: RefSeq, a predicted model, not a curated record